Molecule: messenger RNA, 766 nt
Organism: Haemorhous mexicanus (house finch)
Lineage: Eukaryota; Metazoa; Chordata; Aves; Passeriformes; Fringillidae
Gene: EIF1AD
Product: eukaryotic translation initiation factor 1A domain containing
Exons: 6
Coding region: 107-751 (214 amino acids)
Biological process (GO): translational initiation
Cellular component (GO): nucleus
Molecular function (GO): RNA binding; translation initiation factor activity
Source: RefSeq, a predicted model, not a curated record
AUCUACUCCGCCUUCUAGGAGGCGUGGUAAUCCCAGGCCCUGCCUUCCUUUCCGGAAGUGACGUCACCCCCGCCGCUCUACCCGGAAGUGCCGCCGCAGCCCCGCCAUGUCGCGCGCCACCAAGCGGAAGCACGUGGUGAGGGAGCUGCUGGAGGAGCGCGUGCAGCCCGCGGAGGGACAGAGCGUGGUCAGGGUGUUGGGGACACCGGGGAACAACCUGCACGAGGUGGAGACGGCGGAGGGGACGCGGUUCCUGGCCAGCAUGCCACCGCGCUUCCGGCGGCACAUCUGGAUCAAGAGAGGUGAUUUCCUGCUGGUCGAUCCCAUCCUGGAGGGCUCCAAGGUCAAAGCUGAAAUUUCCCUGGUGCUGCUCCCGCCCCACGUGCGCUCCCUGCAGCGCCAGGGGCUCUGGCCCGAGGCCUUCGCGCCCCUGGAGAGGAAAACCCCUCAGGAGGGUGACGAGCAGGGGCUCUUUGUCAACACCAACCGGGGGGGGACCCCUGGGGACACCGGGGACAGCUCUGGGGACAGCGAGGAGGACACGGGGGACAGCGAUGGGGACAAUGAGGAGGACACGGAGGACAGCUCUGGGGACAAUGAGGAGGACACCAGGGACAGCGAGGAGGACACGGAGGACACCAAGGACAGUGUUGGGGACACUGGGGACAGCACGGAGCGCGGCAGCCGGGGACACACGGGGGACACAGAGGACAUUGGGGACAGGGGGGACACGGGGCAGUGUCCCCAAUAAAGGACGUUGGUGGCA